Messenger RNA from Brienomyrus brachyistius, 4059 nucleotides. It is a transcript of the gene ucp1, whose product is annotated as uncoupling protein 1. Gene Ontology annotation, molecular function: oxidative phosphorylation uncoupler activity. Gene Ontology annotation, cellular component: mitochondrial membrane. Bases 80 to 1036 code for a protein of 318 amino acids. The transcript has 7 exons. Gene Ontology annotation, biological process: adaptive thermogenesis; mitochondrial transmembrane transport; response to cold. The record is from RefSeq and is a predicted model, not a curated record. Lineage: Eukaryota; Metazoa; Chordata; Actinopteri; Osteoglossiformes; Mormyridae.
GAGGAGUGAGCGUGGAACACCCUGAACGCUCCAAAGCACGAACCAGUUUCCAUUCCCCUGGGGUGACAAACAGGUGAGGAUGGUUGGACUGAAGCCCACCGAGGUACCUCCACCUUUAGGGGUUAAGAUCCUGAGUGCCGGCAUGGCUGGCUGCAUAGCCGACCUGGUCACCUUUCCCCUGGAUACCGCCAAAGUUCGGCUACAGAUCCAGGGAGAGAAGGCAGCAGCGGGGGUGGCCAAGGAUAUCCGCUACAGGGGCGUGUUCGGGACUAUCGGCACCAUGGUGCGGACAGAGGGGCCGCGCUCGCUCUACAACGGCCUGGUCGCCGGGCUGCACCGGCAGAUGGCCUUCGCUUCCAUCCGCAUCGGCUUCUAUGACAGCGUCAAGCUCUUGUAUACCGGCGGGAGAGACAAUCCAGGGGUCGGAAUCCGGAUCCUGGCUGGCUGUACCACUGGAGCCAUGGCAGUGUCCAUCGCGCAGCCAACAGACGUAGUCAAGGUUCGGUUCCAGGCCCAGUUAAACCUCCAGGGGGUGGAUCGCAGAUACAGUGGCGCCCUCAAGGCCUAUGGCAAGAUCUUCCGGGAAGAGGGUCUGCGAGGCUUGUGGAAAGGGACUCUGCCCAACAUAACCAGAAAUGCCCUGGUUAACUGCACAGAGCUGGUCACCUAUGACAUAAUCAAGGAGGCAAUUCUCAACCACAAGCUGCUGUCUGAUAACCUCCCCUGUCACUUUGUGUCGGCAUUUGGGGCUGGGUUUUGUACGACGGUCAUCGCCUCCCCCGUGGAUGUGGUAAAGACACGGUACAUGAAUUCCCCGCCUGGCCAGUACACGAGCGCCAUCAACUGUGCCUGGACCAUGCUGACCAAGGAGGGGCCCACGGCCUUCUACAAAGGGUUUGUUCCCUCUUUCCUAAGACUGGGCUCCUGGAACAUAGUGAUGUUUGUGUCCUUCGAGCAGCUGAAGAGGGCCAUGAUGGUCUCCAGAAAUAAGGCAGAGACAAGUGAUGGUACACCAAAGAGGAAGGAGCCUGUAUGAAUCGCUCCACCAAUCAUCUGGUCAACCCACGCAGAACACAUACAAAUCAUCUCCUCUCUAUCUUCUGGAGAGCAACUAGCAGAGGUGGAUGCUUCCGAAAAGAUUGUGUUUCAACCCACCAGCUGUGUAUUUCGUGACUGAGCCUCUUCAUACUCAACUGGUUGGUUGAAACAAAAUCUUCUCUCGAUUUUUUACUUUUUGGACGUGAGCUACUUACCUCUGACAACUACCUUUAGAUAAUAUAAUUACACAAAAAAAUUAUUUGUCAAUACAAGGGGACCGGAUAAGUGCAUAUCUUGAAAUCCCAAAGUAAUUAGUCACCAGCUAUAAUUAGCCAUGUGUGGCUAAGAUGUUUGAGUUUGAUCCAUUGCUUAAACACAUAGUUGCAUUGUGGAGAAUGUCUGAAUGAAGGGAGCACUUUAAGAAAAGAGGUCUGUUCUCCCAGAUAACAGUAACUUUAGAUACACGAUGAUGGACUUGGACCUCAGCUGAUACAAGGGCUUCUCUUCUCCUAUAAACAAGCUUCUGUGUGCUAAACGUACGCACUUUGUACUGUGGGGCAGGACAAUAUUUUUGACCUUCCCUGGCCACCGAGUAUCGACAAUGACCUGGAUUCUAUUUUUUCGUAAACUCUAUGCUUCUCCGGCUGCGGGUUAAUUGCGGUGGAGAACCUGGAGUAAAUGAGAUACGCACAGCAGACUUUUUAAAAAGGUUUUUCCACCUGCACCAAUGGAUAGAAGGAAUGUUUAUAUUUAUUGAAACAAAAUGCACUUAAUUUUCUUUAAAAAAAAAAAAAAAAAAGCUUAAAUACAAAUCGGUGUUUUCUGUUUUUUUAAGCUAAAGCAUGCCGAGCCAGACAGACAUACGUUUAGUCUGUUGACAUGCAAAUGAAACAAUCUGAAACAACAGCCUGUACAUAUGGGCUGUAUAGCGUUAAUCCAUCAUCCGCUCAUAUUUAAGGGACUAGGCGGAGCUUUUGGGAAGCUGGAAUUUAAGAAGUGGAAGCUGGUGUGCUGUAUAAUCACAGCUAAGGGAAGAGAGCUACAGACGACUUACACAGCUAAGUUCGAAACGCUCCUGGCGUAAGACGCGCAACAGAAGCAACAAAACAGACUCGUGAAAAGUCAGUUUAUUCUCGUGUGAGGUGCUCUGCCAGGAUGUACAAAGGGACAGACCUUCAAAUUCCUCCGAAAUUACAGUCUUCAGAAGCAGAGCACUGCAUAUAAAUAACACACUAAGAAGUAACUAUAGUGCACAUGCUGUGCGUGACUGCCCAGAGCGGGCUGUAGGGGGCAGAAUGGAGCUUCCACUGCUGGCACGCAGGGGGUCAACCAAGAACGUAUUAUCCAAACGCGUUGUCUUUUUAAAGCACCUUUACGGUCAGACCGGAGAAGGUAAACAACCUCCAGAAUAAGAACGUAAAAAUGCUGUAUAGCAAGUAACCACAUCGCCAUGUGACAAGUACUGCUUGCUUAACCAGUAACAUAAUGGGAGAUGCUGACCCUUAAAUUCCUGAGAUUCAGUCACAAAAGCCAAAGAGGCAGGAAGUAUCUUUCUAAAAAAAACAAAAGCAGCUAUCAGUCUUAUGCGCUAAGCUAAAUUUCAUUGGUUAGCAUCCUGCUAAGAAAAUCAGCUUCAGUAUCCCCUGUGUGCAAUUGAUGCCCAUUACUUAAAUACACCCAUUCCAUCCAUAGUCAAUGUGAGUAUUAGGUGGGCUCUUCAGGCAAAUUACAGCUUUCCUUAACUUAUUACAUUUGAAUUCAGUAAAAAUGUAAUGGUUAAAAAAAUUAAAGGGGAUGGGUACUGUAUUGCUAACACUUAUUCAGACCACUAAUGAGACGCACAGGUCCCUUUAAGAAAUUCAGGGUAACUGUUAUGACAUCAGUUUCAGCGAGAGGGACACGUCGGGCUCCCCCAGGAGCAUCUUCACCUUCUCGUGAAACCUCUCCCUGUACAGAUUGAACUCCAUGAUGCUGGCCGGCUCUUCUUCGAUCCAAAACUUAUCGAACUCGUAGGCAAGGUAACCUGUCGAAAAUGAAAACAGUGACGCUAUCGCCUUCUGGAUCUGGCUAACCGGUCCACAACUAGACGCCGAUCAUUUUCUUGGACAGGGAAACAAACUGGUCUAUGUCUCCCAAAAGGUUCCGUUAACAACCUACAUAGUUGGAAUCAUAGUUAGAAACUAUACUUCUGGGAAAUAUACCCCUGGACAAAUGACCAUACGUGGUUCAUUUUGAAUGUUCCAAGGGCAGGAAUAUUCACCCUUCUCCCCUUAGACUUCUCACCCCAACCCCCUUCCCACUCACAGUACAGCUGAUGGAAGUGCUCCAGGGAUGGGCUCCCGGCCACAGUGUUAUAGAAGUGAGGCUUGAGGGCGCCGCUCUUCAGGAGACUGUAGGCCAUCUCCGUCAGGUUGAUACCCACUAUGGCAUAGGAGUAACUGCCAACGCAGACACACAAACUCCGGAGGCUAGCGGGAGGCCCGUCAUGGACAGACAGAGCCACAACAGCAAUACCACGCACACGCAUCGGCCGCACUGCUCACAUGUGUGGGACGGGGCGGCCAUCUUACCCUAACUUGGGGUGAUUCGCGUGUGACAGGACCUGCCGCGAUAAUUCUGUGUAUCGCUCGCUAAAGAAACUGUAAAAAAAAAAUUCAGAAAAUUAGAAACUAAUCUAAAACAUACACCAAGCACCAAUUUUAUCAUUAUUAUUUAUCAUCAUCCUCACUUUAUUGAUCCCAAGGGGAAAUUCUCUAUUUGCCUACCGAGUAUUAUUCUCCAUGAGCCACAAAAACACAUGAGAGCAAGCUUGGCUGUGAAGGGCGGCCACCUGCAGGGGCACCCAUGGAGCUGGGGGUUAAGGGCCCUGCUCAAGGGCCCACGGACAUGUGGCUAUUCCGCUGAGACCGUGCUCGAACCGGCGACCGUCUGAUUACACGCACCGAGGCUUGGCUCACUGAGCCACAAGCUGGCCCCUAGCAAUUUUAAUUUUCUUAAUUUAUUAAACAUCAGAAGUCAGAA